Molecule: messenger RNA, 5856 nt
Organism: Physeter macrocephalus (sperm whale)
Lineage: Eukaryota; Metazoa; Chordata; Mammalia; Artiodactyla; Physeteridae
Gene: IKZF2
Product: IKAROS family zinc finger 2
Exons: 9
Coding region: 259-1839 (526 amino acids)
Biological process (GO): regulation of transcription by RNA polymerase II
Molecular function (GO): RNA polymerase II cis-regulatory region sequence-specific DNA binding; DNA-binding transcription factor activity
Source: RefSeq, a predicted model, not a curated record
UCCACUGCCUUAGUUUCCACCACCAACUGCAGUGCACAAACACACGUUAGGCACAGGAAAGAAAGAAAGAGAGAGGACACACUAACAGUAAACACAAACAAAAGGGUGAUGGGAUUAUUUUACUGCAUGCACUGCUGAGCCCGACAUUGUCACCUCCUCUUUGAGGGGUUAGAAGAAGCUGAGAUCUCCCGACAGAGCUGGAAAUGGUGAUGAAUCUUUUUUAAUCAAAGGACAAUUUCUUUUCACUGCACUUUGACUAUGGAAACAGAGGCUAUUGAUGGCUAUAUAACAUGUGACAAUGAGCUUUCACCUGAAAGGGAGCACUCCAGUAUGGCAAUUGACCUCACCUCAAGCACACCCAAUGGACAGCAUGCCUCACCGAGUCACAUGACAAGCACAAAUUCAGUAAAGCUAGAAAUGCAGAGUGAUGAAGAGUGUGACAGGAAACCCCUGAGCCGCGAAGACGAGAUCAGGGGCCAUGAUGAGGGUAGCAGCCUAGAAGAACCCCUAAUUGAAAGCAGCGAGGUGGCAGACAACAGGAAAGUCCAGGAGCUUCAAGGCGAGGGAGGAAUCCGGCUUCCGAAUGGUAAACUGAAAUGUGACGUCUGUGGCAUGGUUUGCAUUGGGCCCAAUGUGCUUAUGGUACAUAAAAGGAGUCACACUGGUGAACGUCCCUUCCAUUGUAACCAGUGUGGAGCUUCUUUUACUCAGAAGGGCAACCUUUUGAGACACAUAAAAUUACACUCUGGAGAGAAGCCGUUCAAAUGUCCUUUCUGUAGCUAUGCCUGUAGAAGGAGGGACGCCCUCACAGGACACCUCAGGACCCACUCUGUGGGUAAACCUCACAAGUGCAACUACUGUGGACGAAGCUACAAGCAGCGCAGUUCACUGGAGGAGCACAAGGAACGCUGCCACAACUAUCUCCAGAAUGUCAGCAUGGAGGCUGCCGGGCAGGUCAUGAGUCACCAUGUACCUCCUAUGGAAGAUUGUAAGGAACAAGAGCCUAUUAUGGACAACAAUAUUUCUCUGGUGCCUUUUGAGAGACCUGCUGUCAUAGAGAAGCUCACAGGGAAUAUGGGAAAACGUAAAAGCUCCACUCCACAAAAGUUUGUGGGGGAAAAGCUCAUGCGAUUCAGCUACCCAGACAUUCACUUUGAUAUGAACUUAACAUAUGAGAAGGAGGCUGAGCUGAUGCAGUCUCAUAUGAUGGACCAAGCCAUCAACAAUGCAAUCACCUACCUUGGAGCUGAGGCCCUUCACCCUCUGAUGCAGCACCCACCAAGCACAAUCGCUGAGGUGGCCCCAGUUAUAAGCUCAGCUUAUUCUCAGGUCUAUCAUCCAAAUAGGAUAGAAAGACCCAUUAGCAGGGAAACCUCCGAUAGUCAUGAAAACAACAUGGAUGGCCCUAUCUCUCUCAUCAGACCAAAGAGUCGACCCCAGGAAAGAGAGGCCUCUCCCAGCAAUAGCUGCCUAGAUUCUACUGACUCAGAAAGCAGCCAUGAUGACCACCAGUCCUACCAAGGAAACCCAGCCUUAAAUCCCAAGAGGAAACAAAGCCCAGCUUACAUGAAGGAGGAUGUCAAGGCUUUGGAUACCACAAAGGCUCCUAAGGGCUCGCUGAAGGACAUCUACAAGGUCUUUAAUGGAGAAGGAGAACAGAUUAGGUCCUUCAAGUGUGAGCACUGUCGAGUCCUUUUCCUAGACCAUGUCAUGUACACCAUUCAUAUGGGUUGCCAUGGCUACCGGGACCCACUGGAAUGCAACAUCUGUGGCUACAGAAGCCAGGACCGUUAUGAGUUUUCAUCACACAUUGUUCGAGGGGAGCACACAUUCCACUAGGCCUUUUCAUUCCAAAGGGGACCCCUAUGAAGUAAUGAACUGCACAUGAAGAAAUACUGCACUUACAAUCCCACCUUCUUCAGAUGUUGACAUACUUUUUUUUUUUAAUAUUAUUACUGUCAUUAAUUCUUAUUUUGUGGACGCAGUGUCAUUUUCUCUGCCUAAUUACAAUAAGGAAGAAACAGAAGAGAGAAGGGAUGGGAUAUUGUUUCUUGACAACUUGGCUUGUUGAUUUUAUGGGAAUUAAAGAGCAGUUCAUUUCUGCCAUGCAUAGAUGUUAAGGCAUAUCAUGCUUUGAGAAAAAAAUAAUCACUUGAUUCGUAAAGAUUCACCUAAGGAUUCUAAUUUGCUACUGAUGUUCAGGAUUAUGAUUGAAGGCAGGAAAGAUUAGCGUUUUCUGGGUAGGACUUUCACAGUUUAAAAUGGGAUAAGUAAUUUUACUGUUCAAAGAAGAAUUUGUUUCAAAAUGUAAACUGUUUUUUUUUUUUCCCUCUAGAGAUCAUGGAACACAAACACAUUAUUUUCAGUGAUAACUCCUUGGAUGAGUUGUUGUUGUGGGUUCUAUGUUUACUUCCCCUAUGGAAUUUAUAAUACGGUAUGUUGUACACUGUACCAUAUAGCAAAACUUUUAAACUACAGGUAGUUAAGGACAGCUACAAAUACAUCUGAGAUCCUAGGAUCUUAUUUUUCUAAACUUAAGCACUGUUUUUCCAUAGUUUUGAUGACUGGCAUUUUAUAGACACCCUGGCAGCCUUACUUUUAACACCUUUAAUGAAUAGUAUUUUUAUCUAGUUUUCAGAAUAACAUGGUCUAAGAGCGGCUAAGAGGCAGUCACUACUUUCCAGAAGGGACCUCUGCUUUUCUUAAAUUUGUUUGGAAAGUUUUCUUUUAAAGUUGCAAUGUGAUGGCAGCAUAGUAUAUGUAUCUGUUUCUAAAAGUAUGCUUACGAUUGUCACUUUAUCAGCAUUUAAUCAGUGUUAACCAGUCAGCAGAAAAAUAUAAUUAGGCUAACAGUAGGGGGGAAAAAAAUCCACUCAGAAAUCCCUUUUCUGGUAUUUCUCUUUUCACUGGUUUUUCUCAAGCUGUGACCACCCAGUGUUUUGUCCAUAGUCUGUUCGUCUUUUACUCUUCUAGUGGAAGAUCUAUAAAAAUCUUGCCAUAGGCUAUUUCUUUCAAAAUCUCCUCAGAGCAAUUGCUAAUUUGACCUGAAUGUGGUAACUUGAACCCCAUAAGAUUAUGGAACUAGGGCUAUUUAUUCUAGUAUUUCUUCAAUAAUAAUAUUUACCACUUUUUGGUACAAGGAAAAGGGAACGUCUUUGUAACCGGUACAUUAACUAUAGAUAAGACAGAAAAGCAAAACUUAUUUUUACGUUUCUUGGAGUCCAGAAUGUGACUGAACCUCCAAGCUUAAGUGUCCAGUCCACAUUUUCUGUCUCAAAAACAUGCAACUAUUUAUAAGUUCUUGUCAGAAAUGAAUCUCAAUCCCUUACUACAAAAUUUUUCUUCUUUUUUAAUUCAUACAUACGUUGCCAUAUUUCAUGUACGGAUUUUAAUUUCUUUUAUAUGGGUGCUCCUCUGCUUUUUCUUUGCCGUCUAACAGCACUAGAGGGGAGGAACUGAAUGAAACUGAUUAAAUUCAUCUUGGGGGGCACCCUUGGAGGGGGAACUUACUGUUUGUGUUUAGGGAGGACAGGCCUGACCAUGACUGGAUUAUCUGAUAACCAUUUCUGAAUACUAAAAUUACAUUAAGCUGAUAACUGCUGUAAAAAAAUCAUUACUUGGGAUGCUGAAACUGUGUUUCUUAAUGAUGCAAGAAUGAUGUGAGAAUUAGCCAGACUAGAGAACUGUGGACAGAUAGGCAGAUCUGGCCCCAGUACUGUUCUUCACUCAUUUUCUAGUUUACCAUCUGCUUAUGUAAGCAGCUUCUAAGCACUGACACGGCUAGAGCUAGGCAAAAAUGGUUACAACGCAACUCUCUUUUACUAGCCCUCUGUGGUAAUUAUUUCUGGAGAAAUGUCUAAAUUGUUCCUUUAACUCUGAGAGAAGGCACCAAAACAGAAAUGCAAAAUGUUUUAAAGAGAACGUCCACUGUCACUUUUCCUGCAUGCUUUGGUACAUUACUGCAUUGUGAACAUACAGUGUAUUCAAAGGUGAAGCAUGUCUUUGAGAUUUCCUCACCCACCUGCCCCAAACACUCAUAAAUAAUUGGAAUUUAUUUUUUUUUCCUUUUAGAGGAAGGUAAAUAAUCUAAAGUUAGUGAUUUUGUAUUUUACUACAAUUCAAGGAAAUAUUUGGAUCGCAGUCAGUAUGUUCAUAACUUUGGCUAUGUGUGAGUUUCUGCUGGAAUCAUCUAUGAAGUUUUUUCCUGGUUACUAUUUUUUAUUUUCAGUGUAUGAACAAUCAUGUUCCUACCUGCCCUGGGAUGAAACUGAAUUUAGGUGGACCUACAGAGUUGUAUAGUACCCCCAUGAGGACAGUACUAAUAUACUCUCCUUUUCUGAUUUCAUCUUUUUGAGAAUCAUUUUUAUUGAAGGGACUUAAUACUUUUGAGAGUGUAUUUGCUACACGUGUGUACUUGUACUUUCUUAGCUUUAUAUAAGGAACAAAAAGAGGUAAAGAUGGCUCAGGGUGUGGCAGGGACAAAUGAGGACAAGAUCAAUUCGAAUGUGUAGGUUAGACAGAAUUUUUGUGGACACAGUGCUUCUGGGAAACCCUGGAUGGCUAUAUUUGCAUGCUUCUUCAUGAAAGGAAAUAUGCAAGGUGGUAGCAUCUAAAAAUAGAUAUGAGAGUCAGACACCAAAUAAAUCAAGUUUUACAUAAGUUAUAUGCCCAGUUUAUUUAGGUGAGAUUUCACAUUACAGAUUAUUUGAGGGGCAUGAAAAUAGGUUAGCUUCUGUAUUUUCCAGUUUAGCAAAAAUUCGUCACAUUGCUUUGCCCUAAUUUUGCCCAGAAUUUUAUCUCCAGCUCCUGUUAGAGAAAUGUGUUGCCUCUCUCUGAUAGUGGUCAAUCACUUUUAAAAAGCCAUUCUAAUCUGGCUUGUUAAAAUAGUGAAAGUGACCAGUAAGCAAAUUGGAAGAGAUUUUGAGUUGUUGAAACAUGCCAUUGAGAAUUUUCUGGAGGGACAAAAUGGGAGAACGAGAGACUAGGAUUCAGAUUUGGCUAAAAGUAGGGAUUGUCUCUCCUACAUACAUACAAGCAGCUAUAUACAUGCAUCAUAGUACACAUACACACACAUUCUUUUAAAGAAAAUUCAUGAAAAAAAAGCAGAGUGAUCAGAUUUGUUGCAAGAGCCUAUAGAGAGUUAAAAUUAUAGUUAAUACCUGAGCAACUUAGUAGGUUUACUUUACCAGAUUGUACUGAGAAAUAUUAAAGUUACUAGUGUGUCUUUAGGACUAGUCGCAACGAUUCAACUUAAACCUUGAGGCUUUACUGUGUACUUACAGAACAAAACAAAUCAAAUUUUAAAAAAAAGGCUUUAAGUUGAUUUGAUAUAACCUCCAAAGUGAAAGAAACACAAAUUACUUUUGAAUAGGAAGAUACAGAAAAGAAAAAUUUUCAACUUUUACUUGUUGACAAAUGGAGAAAGACAAGAAUGUUUUAGUGAGCUUGGUAUUGUUUUGAUUUAUGGUUUUUGUGUCUCAGUUGUAGACCUCACAGAACCAUGAAGUUUUAUGAUAUUUUAUAAAUGUUUGACAAAAUUUACAUCAGUGAAGGCAUUUAGAUGAAAAUGAUGUUUUACUUACUUCCCAAAUGUUAUCUUUAAAGUGAUUCCUUAUGGUGGAAAAAGAACAGAAAAGGCUGCAAAAAUACAAAUAAAAAACUAUAUGUUCCUGGUUUCAAGACAGAACUUAGAUUAUAGGAGGUACUGGAUACAUUAUUUUUUAACUUUGAACUGUUCGUUUUACAAAAAGGGGUAAGUUACAUUUGUGGUCAUCUUUAAUUAUAUUUUAUAUAUAUUUUAGUAAGUACUAUCUGUGUGAAAAUUAUUCUAAAACAGAAAAUUCCCCAAAUGCAAAA